Molecule: messenger RNA, 6105 nt
Organism: Triplophysa rosa
Lineage: Eukaryota; Metazoa; Chordata; Actinopteri; Cypriniformes; Nemacheilidae
Product: sodium/potassium/calcium exchanger 2-like
Exons: 12
Coding region: 365-2236 (623 amino acids)
Biological process (GO): calcium ion transmembrane transport; intracellular calcium ion homeostasis; long-term synaptic depression
Cellular component (GO): membrane
Molecular function (GO): calcium, potassium:sodium antiporter activity; calcium channel activity
Source: RefSeq, a predicted model, not a curated record
GAGAGAGAGAGAGAGAGAGCUCGUGGUGAGUCAGAUCAUUGGUCCUCGCUAUAAGUGAUGUCUGGGAAUAAAAGCAUGAUAGAGGUGCGAUAUCGGAGCUCCACCCCUAAGUAACAUCAGCACCAGCAUCACUGUCCUCAUUACAGGGCAUGAGAGAGGACGCACGCGGACUGUCAGCCUGCCGCACUCGCCCUGCCGUAGCUUUCAUGCAUCACAUCUGAAUGCUAAUAUGAGGAAGCCUCUGGUGUGCUGAAGGACAUCUGGAUACCGCUGAUUUACUGGACAAGUAGCAUCCCCGGCAUGCGCUAAGCCCAUCCAUAGCGUACUGAGAGAGUGCGUCAACGUCAAAGCCAGGACGUCGGCCAUGGCCUCCAACUCAGAUGCACUACUGCAGUACCACCAGACUGUCUGCGCCCGCCAGCGCUCCCACUGCACAUGGAGGAAGCGUCGGCCUGCAAGGGUACUCGGCCUCCUCAUUGCUCUCGUAGCAAUAAGUGCAGUGGCCUUUUUGUGGCCCCGGCCUUCUCAGUGGGAAGAGCUACAGAGCCACACCCCACACAGGACUCUGCUGUCCACACACCUGGGAAACCUCUCAGAGGACACGCCCGUGGCCAUGCGCUCAUCUGUGGAGUCAAAUGAAAGUCAGGGGGACUACCCGACUGACCUGUUCAGCCUAGAGGACCGCAGACGGGGCGCGGUGAUACUGCACAUGUUUGGCAUGAUGUACAUGUUCAUUGCCCUCGCCCUUGUGUGCGACGAGUUCUUCGUUCCAGCGCUGACCGUCAUCACCGAAAAACUCACAAUCUCGGACGAUGUCGCAGGCGCCACAUUCAUGGCGGCCGGGGGCUCGGCUCCUGAGCUCUUCACUUCUGUCAUUGGCGUCUUCAUUUCCCACAGUAACGUGGGCAUCGGGACCAUUGUUGGCUCUGCGGUGUUCAACAUCCUGUUCGUCAUUGGGAUGUGCGCCGUUUUCUCUAAAGAGAUCCUGAACCUGACGUGGUGGCCUCUGUUCAGGGAUGUCUUCUUCUACAUUGUCGGCCUCAUCAUGCUUAUUGUUUUCUUCCUGGAUAACUACAUCACAUACUGGGAGAGCAUUAGUCUGCUGCUGGCCUACGCUUGCUAUGUUCUCUUCAUGAAGUUCAAUGGAAAUGUAGAGACUCUGGUCAAGGGCAUCAUUUACAGAAACCAGGUCGUAGAGGUGGAGGCUCAACCGAAGCUGAGCCCCAGCGGAGUGGAAGAUGACAGCAAAAUGUCGGCCAAACCCCGGCUCCAGAGAGGGGGAAGCUCCGCCUCGUUACACAACAGCCUGAUGAGAAACAGCAUCUUUCAGCUAAUGAUCCACACGCUUGACCCUUUGAGUGAAGAAUUCGCUGACUCUGAACUGGGGACUUAUGGCAAGCUAAAAUAUUAUCACUCAAUGAACGAAGAAGGAAAGUUUCGCGAAAAGGCUUCCAUCCUUCACAAAAUUGCCAAAAAGAAAUGCCAGGUGGAGGACUCAAAUGGGGUUGCUGAUAAAAAUUUGCCGAACAGCUCCAGUGUGGAGGUGGAUGUGACCCCACCCAUGAACGGCACUGCUGGAGCGGACGGAGAAACGGGUGAAGAAGACGAUGAGGAAGAUCAGCCUCUUAGCCUCUCGUGGCCAGAGAGCGGCCGUAAGCGCUUCACAUACCUCUUCCUCCUACCUAUCAUCAUCCCUCUGUGGAUAACUCUACCAGAUGUGAGGAAGCCGACUUCCCAAAAAUUUUUUCCCAUCACAUUUCUGGGGGCCAUUUGCUGGAUUGCUGCCUUCUCAUACUUGAUGGUCUGGUGGGCUCACCAGGUUGGAGAGACUAUAGGCAUCACAGAGGAGAUCAUGGGACUGACCAUUCUAGCGGCUGGAACCUCAAUCCCUGAUCUCAUCACCAGUGUUAUAGUAGCACGAAAGGGUCUUGGGGACAUGGCCGUGUCCAGCUCUGUGGGCUCUAACAUAUUCGACAUUACUGUGGGGUUACCGUUCCCAUGGCUGCUAUAUUCCAUCAUAAACAAUAUGAUUCCAGUAAGGGUGAGCAGUAAUGGUCUGUUCUGUGCCAUCGUGCUGCUCUUCAUCAUGCUCAUCUUCGUCAUCAUCUCCAUCGCCGCCUGUAAGUGGAAAAUGAGCAAACUGCUGGGCUUCAUCAUGUUCCUUCUCUAUAUUGUCUUCCUGGUGGUCAGCGUCCUGUUGGAGGACAAGGUCAUCGUCUGCCCUGUCUCCAUCUAGCGUCCUGUCUUCUUCAAACGCACACCCACACAUCUUCAUGAAGCUAAAGACACUUCAUACAAGUAUGUUCUCUGUGACAUCACAUCGUUUCAUCCAACAUCGAUCCAGCUGCGUGAGGCACAGGCCUCCUUACAGUGUAAAUUAUGCUUCGGUGAAUCUGCACCAGUCUCUGAAGGAAUCAGAACCGUUCAACUUUAAAACCACCAGCUUGUUUCAAUGUCCUCCCUGCGACCUCCUUUUGACCUGCUGUGAGGAGAUUCAGUCAUUGCAGUACAGUGGCUGUAAGGUACGGGGUUGUAACGGUACACUAAACGAAAGUGAGCUGGGAAAAAUACGAACUUAUUUCACUUAACAAUAAAAAGAGGCUCGCAAAAUUUAGAAUUCAAUAAUUGUCUCUUUUUGCAAAAGAAUUUUCUUUUUAACCAAAUCGAGCAACAUGAAAGUCUUUGUGUCACUAAAUGGUUUAAAUAUUCUGCUUCUCUGUUUUAUGCGCUCUGCAGGGUGCACUAAAGAUUUAUAACCACAUAGACGCUUGGUCAUUUCUCAGUCUCUGUACGGUGCUCGUGCAUGCUGUGAACAUGCGGCAUCAUUGACUAAUAGCAUAGAGAGUUCAUCCAUACACAGUGCAGAGAUUUGACGACAGUCUUUCGUUUUUAAUAUCAGUGAGAGAUACCAGGAUACCACUUUACAUAUGUUAGCAAAUAUAAGCUUAUUGUAAAUGCAUUAGCUAACAUGAACUAACAAUGAGCAGCAUUUAUUAAUCGUUGUUAAUGUUAGUUAAUGUCAAUACAGUUAUUCAUGUUAGUUCAUGGUGCAUUAUUUAACGUUAACAGAUGCGAUGUUUUAUUUUUUCAAGAUGUAUUAAAAAAUGCUGACAUGAACAUGAACUAAGAAUAAUAAAUGCUGUAAACGUAUUGAAGCAUUGUUAGUACAUGGUAGCGAAUGCUUUAACUAAUUGUUAACAAAUAGUGUUACCGAAGAUUCCUUCCCUUUUCUAAUAAUGUUUCGUCUAUUCUGCACAUUUAACAAUCCCUUUAUAUCUGAAAAUUUAUUUAAUUAUAUAACUAUGUAAUAUUUUAUUCACACACAUUUUUCUGCCUUAAAAUCUAGUGAACCGUUACAUCCCAAAAAAUACAACAGUCAAUAUCUGAUUGGUGGUUUAUUUGAGACGGAAUGGAUGAAUGUGAUCAUGUGUUGAUGAAUCGUGUUUAAACAAAAAACACUUCUGGUCCUAGUACACAGCGGUAUUAGUGCUGCCCCCAAGUAUGUGAGUGCUUUAUUUUGUCACCUAAUAUUUUCAAUAUUUUCCUUGAAAUCUGCUGGCUUUCAAAGGCACUGGUGAGAUCACACAGCCCUCCACUAAAGCCUGUAAAAUGUAUUUGCUACCACAAUAUUUACCGGAAAUGGCGAUAACUACAGUGGCAAAGAACAUCUUUAAAUGGAUGCAGAACGCCAUAUUGGAUUGUUUUUUUUUCAGCAAAACACUGAUCUAAAUAUUAUUUUAUCUGCUUGUGUGUCAAGAGGCCAAGAAACAGAUUUGGACGCAUUGUUCAACGUGAUGUAUGAUUCCUCAUCUGUAAAUGGCUGUCACUGAUGCUCAACUUUCAGUUUUAAGAGAUUUUAAUAUUCUGUUAAUUUCGGAACAGUGUUGUUCGUAGAGGAAGUUCAGCUGCAGUGUCGAUUGUGGUCGUACACCAAUAACUAUUCAAUAACGCCUCGUGCACUGGAAGAUUCUACAAAAUGAAUUGCAUGUUGCAUCCCAAAGUAUAAAAGAGCAACCUUAGUAUUCACUCAUUUAUGGAAAAAAAACAUGUUAAAUAAUAUUACAAAGGGACAUGUGUAAGUCCUUAUAGUCUGUAGUUAGGUGUUAAAAUAACAUUUAGACAUAUGUUAGGCACUCGAAGCUGCUAAAACAAUAUCUAGUGAUUUCCCUAAAUAGUAGGAAUCUGUGUAUUUGGACUGGAGCUCUGACCAUUCAGAAAUUCUUCAUUCUAAAUACAUGCAUGGAAAAGUGUAGCUUAAAUCAAGAUGUUAAUUCAACCUGUGCUCAUUGCUUUACUGUAAGGCUAAAAGAUAACACAUUUACCUACUACUAAAAAAUUGUCUUUUGGUAACAAAAGAGAGUUAAUGUGUUAGCGCUGUUUAAAGUUAUUCUAGCUAUGUAUAAUCACAAGCCUUUACAAAUGGCGCAAUUCAUGUUCCUUCUAAAGGUGCUUUAGGAUAUGAUAUGUACAGAGACGCCUUAACUAAUAUAGACACAAAACUCACUGAUGAAUACUACUCACAAAUAACAUAACAGUACACUAGCAUGAAAUCAAAUUUUAUUUGUGGAGGCAGAAUCUCUUUCAAUGCAUAAAUUAAACUCGUUGCUCUCUGUAUUUAUUACGAAUAUUUUGGUGUGACAUGGUCAGAAAACCUGCACACAGCUGACCGUCUUUUACUAUGUACCUUUACUUUGUACAUUCUGCCCUCUAGUGGGGAAUGAGAAGUGCUUUCACGUAUCCUACUGUAUAUUCCCACUACCCAAGUAAUAUGCAUAUGUAAAAUGGAUUAUUUUGACUUAUUAGAAGCAUUGCUGAGUUCACUGCUUGUUUAUUUGUUUAGAAGAUUAAUAAACAAAACAUGUUUUUUUCUGAAGAUAUUGAAGAUGUAUGUCUGUCCCAAAAUGUUGACAAUUUGACCACUAUUUAUUUUAUUUAUUUAUUUAUUUAUUUAAUCCUCAGACACACAUUUAACUUAUAUAAUUUAAAAUAGACUUUACAAGUGCUUCAACGUUACUUUGUUCUUUGUAAACAGAUGAUGUCAAUGGGAAUGUUACUGAUAAGCAAUGUAGCCAUUUCUAGGCAUUUUAAACUGUUUUUACCCUUUUCUUUCCCCUAAACUAAAACUGAUCUAAAAUGUAUCAUCAGUAGUUCUUUACUGCCCUAAUGUCAUGCACCAUACAUACUACUACUACAGUAUUUAUUUCCUUCACCAGCAUCUGUUUUUCAUAAUGAUUUUGUAUUUAUUUUUAAAUAUCUAUUUUGUCUUACAAGAGGGCUGUAGAACUACACAAUAUUUAAGUGCUUUACCCUGUUUUACCUUGCUCCUGUGUUCAGGCAGGGUUUUUGACUUUUCAACUCUCUCUCGGUUGUCAAAAUCUCAUUGAAAGCACUUUGCAUUGACAUGUGUUUGUUUAAUGUCUGUCUGUUUUUUCCUGCUCAUGACUGAUUUAUGGCUUGUGUUUGUUAUGUUGAAUGAUAAAUCUGAAAGCUUGCCCUGAAUUUACAUUAUGGAAUUUAUUGUACAUUGGGUUUUCGAUACAGUAUUUUCAGGAAUCGUACAUACAGUAAUCCCUCUGUGCUUUAAAAAAAAUGAAACAUUAUUAUAAUCACUUUAUGACAGCGCUCUACUAUCUGCAGAAAAGCCCGAUUUUGAUCUUUUCCUGGCUUCUCAGAGUUUACUGUCACUGUCUCCACUGUUGUCUUUCUUUAAGAGCAUAUACAAAGAGUACUUUUUCACAUUCGAUUCAAACCUGGUCAUAGACACAGCAUGUUAAAGCCACACCAUCGCUCAAUGUUUAAUGUUCCAUUUCCCUAGUGUUCAUGUGAGUCAUAUAAUCUGUACAGCUAUACAGACACUAAUACAAUCGUACAAUCAGAGUAUAGAGAAUAUGUUUAUGUAAAUGCAAUGUAAUAAAAGAAAUAAAUGCACAUAUAAGGAAAGGUGUUUGUGGUGAAUGACGUUUUUAUGAAAUUAGCAAUUGCAAAGAUGGUACACAGCAAAGUCCCUGGUGUCAAACAAAAACCAGCUUGUGUAUGAGUCCCACCUACGGGUGUACAAAUUUAUACUGAAGCAGAGUCUUUCUGGUGUGAAAUGUUAAUUUAUUC